This is a messenger RNA of Acomys russatus (golden spiny mouse), 1122 nucleotides long. RefSeq names its product outer dense fiber of sperm tails 3B (gene Cimap1b). The transcript has 7 exons. The coding region runs from base 98 to 859 and encodes 253 amino acids. NCBI's taxonomy places the organism in Eukaryota, Metazoa, Chordata, Mammalia, Rodentia, Muridae. Gene Ontology annotation, cellular component: cytoskeleton. The record is from RefSeq and is a predicted model, not a curated record.
UUGACGAGAGGGUUGUCACGCUCCCCAGCUUUGCUUUCCCAAGAGGGUAGCCACAACAGCAGGUGCAGCAAAGCCAUAGGCGCCCCCCGCCUGCGUCAUGGGCUCAGAAGUCUGGGUCGGCACUUGGCGCCCACAUCGGCCCCGCGGCCCCAUCGCGGCGCUCCACAGAGGCCCGGGGCCCAAAUACAAGCUGCCACCGAACACCGGUUACAUCUUGCACGACCCGUCUCGGCCGCGCGCCCCCGCCUUCACUUUCGGCUCGCGCCUGCCCCUGAAACACACUUCCUGCGGGCCCGGGCCGAGCCACCUGGUGCCUGCCCGCAUGACAGUCCGCGGCAUCGAAGGCGCCCCGGCUUUCUCCAUCUAUGGUCGCCUAAGCCACACAGCGCCCUUCCGCACUCCGGGACCGGGCAGGUAUUUCCCAGAACGUGCGGGAAACAUGACACACCCUUCGGCUCCUCGGCAUACCAUGGCUUCCCGAAACUGGGGCAUCCUCUCGAAGCAACAAACCCCAGGCCCUGCAUCCUACACUGUGCCUUCGCUCUUGGGCCCACGUGUCAUAGGCAAAGUCUCAGCCCCAAAUUACUCGUUCUAUGGCCGCAGCACUGUGGGCAGCUGCUUCGAGGACCUCAGCAAGACCCCAGGCCCCUGUGCCUACCACGUUGUGAACCCUGGGAUCUACAAGCCUCGAGCCCCGCAGUUCACGAUGUUGGCGCGGACUUCACCACCCCAAGACAGCACACCGAAGCCAGGACCUGCAUCCUACAGCGUGGACAAGCACCGGAAGCCUCGUGGCUGGACCUUCGGGAUCAGGCAUUCAGACUACCUGGCCCCCAUGAUAGCCCACGUGGACGACUGACGCCAGCAGGCGGGCACUGGCCCUCGGUUGUUUGCUUAAAAGCUUUUCAAGCCAGCGUUGUGUGUGUCUUUCUUUCUGCGUGGUGGGCAAGGGGGGGAUAGGGCGUGACCAUCGAUGGUGUCUGAACUUAGAGAUCAGGCAAGCAGGACAGUGGUGCUCAGGACCCAUUCGUACCAAGACCCCAGGGAACCAGCAGAGUGAAGGCCAGUCUGGAGCGCCAUAAUCUGACCCUUAAGGUCCCGGGAACAUCUACUGGCCACAAG